Messenger RNA from Colletotrichum orchidophilum, 2088 nucleotides. RefSeq lists its product as uncharacterized. NCBI's taxonomy places the organism in Eukaryota, Fungi, Ascomycota, Sordariomycetes, Glomerellales, Glomerellaceae. The record is from RefSeq and is a predicted model, not a curated record. Bases 1 to 2088 code for a protein of 695 amino acids. Gene Ontology annotation, molecular function: DNA-binding transcription factor activity, RNA polymerase II-specific; zinc ion binding. The transcript is spliced from 4 exons. Gene Ontology annotation, biological process: regulation of DNA-templated transcription.
AUGCUGAAAACCCUGCUCAAGUGUGACGGCAAACGUCCGUCUUGUAAAGCGUGCACAGAGCUAAAGACACAAUGUGUCUACAUCAGUGCUAAUGAGACUGAGACGGCCGCGAUGGCUCUGAAACGAGAGAACCAAAUGCUUCGAGACAUGUUGAGCCAGCUCACGGCAAUGCCGGAUGAUGUUGCCCAUCAGACAUUGAAGAAGCUAAAGUUUGCCGUCGACCCUUACGCCGCCCUUCGCGCGAUAAGGCCGUCAGGCCCAAGGGAUGCCCGGGAGAUCCUGCCUCACAUCUCUUCCAACGUCGAGUUUGAACUCACAAGACGCCAUCCCACUGUGUACCCCCAAAUCCGGAGAUUGGGGCGUCUCGAGAUGCCGGAGAGCGUCGACCCCAGGCCUUCCAAAAUCGCCCGGGUUGAAGACGCAUCCGAGGAGGGGUCGAUUCUCGAGGACCGCCGAGCACCAGAAUACCCGACUAUGGCUGAAGUCCUGGAAGAUGGUCCUUCUACAGCCUCUGCAAAAUCUCCUCGAACGUUCAACUCGGCGUUCUUUGUUCCACCGAUGGGCCCUAUCCCUCCCCCGUCGCCACGCAUUCGCAAUGAGCCCCGUCUGAAAGAUCUGAAUAUUGCCUUCUGGACCGUAGUGCCCAUCAGUAAUCAGGAUGCAGCAGAGGUCAUCUCGUUGUAUCUGGAAACGGACCAUCCGAUCUUGGGCUUAUUUGAUGCAGAUCUGUUCCUCAAUGACUUGGUCUAUGGCGAAGUCCGGUACUGCUCUUCAUUGCUCGUCAAUGCUCUGCUUGCUUUCGCUUGUCAAGCGUAUGCGGCAAAACAACCUGAGGCGUCUCGGUGGAGUCAGGAGCUGGAAGAUGAAUCAAACAAGCUCUGGCAUGCUCAUAAUGAUGAUACCCUGCCUACCAUCGCUGCCUUGGCCUUCUUGAUUCAGUCUAGCGGCUGCAAUGGCAACGGUGAACUCAAUGUGAAAUUCAUCAAAGACACAGCAGCUAUGGCGAAGCGUCUAAAACUCUUUGGCUGUCCCGACGCAUAUACCUUCGUAGACCUGAAUCGUCUGUCAGAACCAGAGGCUAGGGCGACGGCUCAAGUUGCCUGGGGAGUCUUCAAUUCUCUGAGUAUGACAGCCCAGUUUUGUCUUCCCGCGACGACUGAGUACCCGCCGACACUUCCAAUCCCAGGAAAGGCCAAGCUUGGGAAACCAAUAGUCGGGUCUGAGCACGAGCGUAGCAGCAGCGCAAACAGCACAGCGCCUUCGUCAGACUCUGACGCUGGUUCCCGAUCCCGAAAUCGCACCAAAAGAGGACGGUCUCAUGCAAUCUCCGACACUUUUGCCGCCUUUUGCGAAUUAUGGCUCAUUUCCUCUCAAAUCACCUGGGUUUAUCAGCACGACACCAGUCCAGGCCAUUCAUCCCAGGCUUUCGCGCUGGAGAAGUAUGGCAAGCUUCUGUCCUGGGCAGACAAUUUGUCUGAGAGUAUGGAACGAGACGAGCACAGCCCAUCCCAUGUGCUUGCCUGCCACAUGUGGUUCCACGGUACUGUUCUCUACCUCCUCAGGCCGUUCAUCCCAAGCGAUAAACAGCAUGGCUUCAAGUUCUGGUCACCGUCGGCCGACCAGAUACCCGCCUUUUUCGCGGCAUCCGUCGAGCAGCUGAAAGAUCUCGUCGAGGUGUACGCGCUGUACCCGGAGUCGACGUACAGCAUCUUCGGACACACUGCCCUUAUCCAUGUAGCCAACGCCGUAGCUAGCGACAUAAGUAAUCCAGAGUGGCGACCCUACUUUCUCAGCUGCAUCCGCGCCUACCAGGCCCUGUACAGCUCCUUUACCGUUGCCGAAGUGAUCGCCGGCGGCCUCCUAUCCAUGGUCGUCAGGAAGGGAGGCAUGGACAUGACGGAAGCCCUGGGGCUGCUACAAGACCUCAGAGCCCGCAAGGGGCCCAAGGCGGGCGGCCGAGCUACCGGGAUGUUUGUGACUGAUCUCGACCUCGCCGUGACGGACCGCGAGGCGGCGAGGGUUGACCGCUUGAUUGAGAACUUUGAAGAGAUGACCAUCCUGGAUGAGUUUACCCAAGGCAUCAUCUGA